Molecule: messenger RNA, 1878 nt
Organism: Lolium rigidum
Lineage: Eukaryota; Viridiplantae; Streptophyta; Magnoliopsida; Poales; Poaceae
Product: protein FEZ-like
Exons: 4
Coding region: 666-1850 (394 amino acids)
Biological process (GO): regulation of DNA-templated transcription
Molecular function (GO): DNA binding
Source: RefSeq, a predicted model, not a curated record
UUGUAAAUGAUUCCUAUAAACUAACAAAUAUAUGUAUAAAAUUGAUGCUAUUACUGUUCAAGAGUAAUACUGGAAGGUUAUUUGGGAUGUGCUAGAUUAUAAAUCUAGGUGUAUCGAAAGGGACUGAUAAUGCCCAGGUGUUGCUAAGAUUGUCUUCAUUGAGGUACUUAUCCCUUAUUAAAUAAGUCAAAGAGAUUCCAAAGAAGAAUGAAUAAAAUAUUAUUGUUUGCAAGGAUGCCUUCAGAGGUGCAGACCUCAUCUAGUCAUGUUUAAGCAGCCGCAAUGUCGUUCACAAGGCAUAUAUUAGCCUCCCCUUCCUGACUAUUGUUUAUGCACCAGAAUAUAAGGCAUACAAUAGGAGACUAAAAGCUUUUGGGAAAGUUUAUCUAACAGAAAAAUAGUCCAUCUUAAGCAGUAGUGUUAUAACUACUAGUUUCUUACCUCAUGUCCUAAAUUUACACAUGACGCCUGAUCUUCCAUUCCUUCUUCCCGGUUGUUAAAGUUAGGUCCAUCAAGCCGCCCAUUCUAUUUUUCUCUGGCCUGACAAAUUCCUGCACCGCAUUAGAUAAUUGCCAGUUAUAGAGUUUGCCAUCUUUGCACAAGCACAAAACCACAAACAAAGGUACAAGAGCAGUGUAACCUGUUCCAAGCUACCCUUGUGGAUCAUGGAUGAGAGAAGUGAUAUGGACAAGUCAGAAGAGGUACUUCUGCCUGGUUUCCGAUUUCAUCCCACAGAUGAAGAGCUUGUGGGUUUUUAUCUCAGGAGAAAGAUUCAGCAGAAACCCCUUUCAAUUGAGCUCAUCCGGCAGCUGGACAUCUACAAGUACGACCCAUGGGAUCUCCCAAAACUUGCAACUUCUGGGGAGAAAGAAUGGUAUUUCUACUGCCCAAGGGACCGGAAGUAUCGAAAUAGUGCUAGACCAAAUAGAGUCACAGGAGCUGGAUUCUGGAAAGCAACAGGAACAGAUAGGCCAAUUUACUCCUCCCAGGGAACCAAGUGUAUAGGCCUGAAGAAGUCUCUUGUCUUUUAUAAAGGAAGAGCAGCAAAAGGGAUCAAAACUGAUUGGAUGAUGCAUGAGUUCAGGCUUCCAUCAUUAACUGAUCCAACACUUCCUAAAGUACCAAUAGACAAAAACAUUCCAGCCAAUGAUGCCUGGGCUAUUUGUAGAAUAUUUAAAAAGCCUAGUUCAAUGGCGCAAAGAACACUAUCUCACUCCUGGGGUCCUCAGUCAAUUGCAACGACAGAGCCAGAUCUGUUAUCUGCCUUGCAGUCCAUACAGGCUUCACAUUUUGCUUUGGAAAGCUCCUCUUGCUCGGCAGAAGUUGCAGUACCUGUGAAUCGGUUUAAUAGCCAACAUUACUUUCAAGGACGGCAGCAGCAGAAGCUCAACAGUUCACAGAAUGGUUCUUCAUAUAAAGUCAUAAACUUCAACCGCGGUCCGUCCUUAACUCAUCUAUCAGAAAAAGGCAUCCAUAGCAAUCCGAUCAUCUUGCCAUUUGAAACACAGACCCUGCAGAGGUCAUCAGAUGCCGUGCUUCUCAGCAUAGACCCUGGAAUUGUCAAUAGCAUGAAUGAAGCCUCACCAGAUACUGAGUUCGAACAGCUUGAACAGUGCGAUGGGUAUGCAGUUGAUUGGGAUAUAGACACAAUUGGAGGUACUGGAAACAGGGAUGAAGAUCCAUAUACAAGAAAACCUGAUAAUGGAUACGUUACAGGUAACGAGUGUGGAGUUCCACGAAAAAUAAAAUUCCCAUUUGAUCUGGGGCUAGAUUCUUCAGAUGAUUGGACAUGCAACGUGCCCUGUGAAUCUCUCACUUGUCCCCCAACCUCCCCCAGAGAUGCCCAGUAGCUGCUCUACAGAAAGAUACACUAUACAU